This is a messenger RNA of Knipowitschia caucasica, 861 nucleotides long. NCBI's taxonomy places the organism in Eukaryota, Metazoa, Chordata, Actinopteri, Gobiiformes, Gobiidae. The record is from the annotation of a GenBank genome assembly.
AUGACAGAGACAACAGCAAACACCAGCGGCCACAGUUCUAUCGUGACACGAGCGUUGUCAAAACCAAGAGUGUGUCCGCAACGCGAGGACGAGCACGGGAAAGCUACGGAGAGCAUGGCAGAUAUAGCUAAUGUGCUAACGGAGCUAAGGGCUCUCCGAGCUGAUUUUGGUUGCGAGCUUGAUACUACUAACUCGCAUCUGGGAGAUAUGAACAACUCAAUCAGCGCAUCAGAGCAGAGUAUGGUUGAGGUGAGGAACACGGUUGAAUCUAAUAAAACACGUGUCACUGAGGCUGAAGAGCGCAUAUCAACUCUCGAAGAUGAUCUGGAAGUGGCUAAAGCUGACUUAGCUAUAAAACGCUCCACUUUGGAAUCAAAGACUGACGAGUUAGAAAACCGGGGCCGCCGCAAGAAUCUCCGCCUAUUUGGUUUACGUGAAAGAGCCGAAAAUAACCAGCCCUUGUUGGAAUACGUGGAACAACUUUUGCCGAGAUGGUUGGGCUGCCACGAUAAGACUUUCACUCUCGAGCGUGCACAUCGCACACUGUCAAAACCUAAACCAGGCCAAAACAGAGGGGUGAUCAUCCGCUUUCUGAAGUUUCAAGACAGGGAGUUUGUCAUAAACACUGCAAAGAAACUCAACAUCCAACAUGAAGGAAACAAGCUGCUGUUUGUCCCUGAUCUAUCAACGGAGACUCUGCGCCAACGUAACGAGUUCAACACAGUAAGGCAGAAGUUUGUGGAGAAGGGGCUCUAUCGUGGAUUCCAGAUUCACCCAUGCAGAAUGAGAGUCUUGCACGAGAGCAAAAUGCAGCUGUUUGCGACGCCUCGAGAAGCAGAGUUCUACCAGAAAAUCAUCUGA